AAAAGCAAUAUUUUUCAGGCUUUAACAGAGAACAGCCUUUAGAUAUGAGACACACUUUCCUCCUAAAACUGAUGGUUUUCUUUCACAUGUCAUUGCAAAUGUGCAAAUCCCAGAGGUAGACAAGGUUACUCUGUAUUAAGUUACAACAGAAGCUCUUUUCAGCAGCUUGUGAGGUAAACUAAAUUAAUUACAGCAAAAUUAGGCAUGUUUAUCACAAAAGUUUGACGCCUUAAUCUUGUUUUGGCAGUUGGAAAUGGAAUAAGCCGCUAUCAAAACCCAUAGUGUUGAGCCAAAAGUCUUUCAGUUAAACAUUCCAACCCCUUUUCACAGAAAUCCCAACUAGAUAUUUAUGACCACAAUUGUUAUUUUGCCAUCGUCUCUUCUAAAAAGAAAUCAGGCUUUGUGAUGAAUAUUUGCUUUAUUUAUUUUACAUUUGUGUUUAAUUUGGGGAUGAGACUUUACUGGAAAGCAACUAUAAAUUCAAUGUUUUUUUGACAAUAACAACACAGGCACAAAGUGAAAGCCAAGAAAAUGUGUCAGCAGUAUGGAAAAUGGUGCUAAUAAAUAUCUAACACUGUAUGUUUGUGAUACACACUCUAAUUGGAAGUAUUAAGAAUUUAUGUUGUGAAGAAGAGUUGGCUGUUUAUAAAGACAGUUCACUUUGUUGCAUUUGUUAAACACCAGAUGGAAUGAGUGAGUGGAUAGAGUGAAAAGUUAUUUGUGUCAUGGGAAAUAAAGAGAUUGUUAGAGAUUGUUUUAAUGGAUAGCUGGAUAGGAAUGGGUUGUGGUUGAGGUAAAAAAAAAAAAAGUUGGUAUUGGUAGUGAGCUACAUCAAAUGCUCAUUUAUGGUCUCUUCAUCAAGUAAAUACAUUUGUGGACAUAAAUUGAUUUCAGCUUUUGUAUAUUUAUUACCACAAUAAUUACACUAUUAUUAAAUAAUUCCUUCAAGAUUCUCUACACUUGAUAACAGAGACACAAGAUGGCAGCAGUUGUGUUUGCAUGAAAUAAAAGCGAGCGAAUCUAUGGUGUGAUACAAAAUGAAAGCAGCUUUGGUUUCAGCUACAGAUUGAUAUAAAGCAUUGCCAUGGGAAAAUGAAUAUUAGUAAAAUAUUUGAACUCUGAAUGCUGUGGAAGCAUUGUGAAAGAAAGGGCAUUGUGUGAUAUUAACAUAGAAUUGUAAGACAUUAACUUAGGAAUUGCGAGUUUAUACCUCGUUAUUGUGAGUUCAUAACUGGCAAUUCUAAGAAGAAAAAUACAAAUGCAAGAUUUAAAUUCUAAACAAAGAGAAAAAAAAGUCAGAUAUACAUUUAAGAUUAUAAGAGAGAGCGAGUUGCAGAACAUAAAUAAUACAUACAUUUUUUGAAGAUUUUCAGAAUCUAAACUGAGGGAAAAAAGGAAGAAUUGUGAGAUGCAAGUUAUAGACUUGCAAUUACAAUUACAACUGCAAUAUAUAAACUCUCAGUUCUGAGAAUAAUGUCUUAAUUGUGAGACAUAAACUUACAAUUGUGAGAAAAAAUAUUGAAAUUAUAUUUUGUAUUAUUAUUUUUAAUUCUGUGAUGGGAACAAGCUUUCCUAGAAUGCUGCUCUUGACCAAUCAGGACCAAGUAUUCCAACAAGCAAUAUACUAAUUUUGUUUUUCUAUUCACCAAAAAUAUAAACUUGCACUGAUUACAAGUAUUUGUCAUGCUAAUAAUGCACAUUACAUUAAGGUGAUCAAAGUGCAGGGGGAUAUUAACAAGUUGUGAAAGGGUGUUGUUUAGGGUGGCAAGCUGUGGCAUGUGAGGUAAGGAAAUGAGGUCAGAGGAGUGAGUGGACACAUGCUUCUGUGGAUGAGUGAGUGAACAGAGAUAGAGUCUAGAUGAGAUAAAGUAUCAUCAGGGAGAACGUUCUCUCUCAUCAGUCUAAUAGUUUGGUUAAUGUUCACCCUACAGUAGGGUUCAAAAGUCAAGCAUUUGUGUGCAAGACACAAACCAGUAAAAACCAAGAAAUUGAAACUGGGAGAUCUGAGACAAGAGAGUCAACAGAGCGGAAACCAUGAUCACAAUCACAGAGUUUCAAAAAAUCGGUGUGGGUCUGUCAGGAUUCGGCAUGUUCUUUGUACUGUUUGGGAUAAUGCUGUACUUUGACUCGGUCCUGUUGGCAUUUGGAAACAUUCUGUUUCUGUCUGGUUUGGCCUUCAUCAUUGGCUUGAGGAGGACGGCCCACUUCUUUUUCCAGAGACAGAAGCUCAGAAGCUCCGCCUUCUUUCUAGGAGGCGUGGCUUUAGUUCUACUUAGAUGGCCUCGUAUUGGGAUGCUAGUGGAGACCUAUGGCUUUGUGCUUCUAUUUAAGUCAUUCUUUCCAAUGGCUUUUGGAUUUCUCGCAACAGUCUUAAACAUUCCUUUUUUAACUACGAUUUUAAACAAGUUUUCUGGAAGUAGUUCCUCAGUGGUGUAAGAGCAGAUGCUGGAAAUCUGGAGGUGCUUUUGCAGUGAACUGUGCACAUUUUAGUUGUUGUUUUUUAAUUAUAUGAUGGAAAGAUGUCUGUUUAUUUUAUUUGUCAUAUUUUAGCCUAUUUACACUAGUUAUACUUUAUAAAAUGUUGAAUAAACCGACCAAACAUGCCCA
Messenger RNA from Carassius gibelio (silver crucian carp), 2607 nucleotides. RefSeq names its product vesicle transport protein GOT1A-like. Bases 2035 to 2436 code for a protein of 133 amino acids. The record is from RefSeq and is a predicted model, not a curated record. Lineage: Eukaryota; Metazoa; Chordata; Actinopteri; Cypriniformes; Cyprinidae. The transcript has 5 exons. Gene Ontology annotation, biological process: endoplasmic reticulum to Golgi vesicle-mediated transport; retrograde transport, endosome to Golgi. Gene Ontology annotation, cellular component: membrane; endoplasmic reticulum.